AAAUUGCCGGCAAAAAUUUGUUUUCAGUAUUUUCUUACAAAAUUAUCUUGAAAAUUGUUGUUAAAGGAUAAAAAUCCAUCAAAGAAUCUAUCCAACAUGAAAAUUCUAUGCAAGAAAUGCAAAAUGAGCGAAAAGAUGCCCGUGACAAUCCUGCAAGAGCAUUGCGUUCAACGGAAGGUUCUUGUCCCAUUUUACGAGGAUUUGGGCGAACAACUCUCGGAAAACUCAAAAAUCUUCCGUAGUCGCGUUUCAGCGCUCGGAUUAAGUGCCGAAGGAAUCGGACUCAACAAGAAAAAUGCAAAACAUUCCGCCGCUGCGGCUUUACUCGAAAAGUUGGGCAUCAAAACGCGGUACGUGAACGACGUCGAAGAAGAAAAAUCCAACGCGGUGCUUCGUCUUUUCGAUAUGUGCAUCGAACGAAACUGGCCUCUUGCGAAAUUCGAACAAAUUCAAGCUUCCGGACCUUCUCACUGCCCCGAAUUCACGUGUCGUUGCACUUUAUCAACCAUCGUGCGUGAAGCUACUGCCCCCAAGAAGAAAGAUGCCAAACAAAAAGCCGCCGUUUUAAUCCUGCAGGUCAUUCAGGAGAUGAAUAUGCUCGAUUUGGACAAACUUAAAAUCGUCGAGAUGCGAGAUGCGAUGGAUGAAGAAGACGAAAACGAGGAACAUGUCAUCAAAACGUAUCGAGACUACAAAAAAUCGGAUGUCAAGAAGACGUUGGGCGUGAAAUUGUGCGAUCGUCACAAGUUUUUCGCGAAUCUCGAUCCGGUGAAAGUUGCGGAAGCCAAAAGAUGUUUAGCUGAUAAUUUGUUGUCGGAUGAAAAUAAGAUCGAGGAAAUGUGUCACGCGUUGAAAUUGAAGUUUGAGAUAAAAGAUGUGCCUUCGACAGGAGCUCCCAUGAUGGCCUUCGAGCUCGAUAAUGACAGUUACGAUUGUUACUUUGUGGCGUUCAAAGACGUCUUUUGGAAGAAGCUCAUUGAAUAUUUUGAUGAAAUGUUGAAUUAACAAGGUUCCUUAAUAAUUUUAAUUAAAUUUUGUAAAAAAAUUAAAAAUAAAA
This is a messenger RNA of Culicoides brevitarsis, 1057 nucleotides long. It is a transcript of the gene r2d2, whose product is annotated as homologous-pairing protein 2 homolog. Gene Ontology annotation, molecular function: siRNA binding; double-stranded DNA binding; recombinase activator activity. Gene Ontology annotation, biological process: siRNA processing; homologous chromosome pairing at meiosis; regulation of regulatory ncRNA processing. The record is from RefSeq and is a predicted model, not a curated record. Gene Ontology annotation, cellular component: RISC complex; nucleus; RISC-loading complex. NCBI's taxonomy places the organism in Eukaryota, Metazoa, Arthropoda, Insecta, Diptera, Ceratopogonidae. The transcript is spliced from 2 exons. Bases 97 to 1005 code for a protein of 302 amino acids.